CGCCGUGCUCUGUAUUCGGAGAGGCGGCGGCGCCCGCUUUCCGGCAGGACAGCUAAACUGCCAUUUCCGAAGAGAAAGGAAACGGCCCGCGGGUUCUGGGGUCCCCAGGCGCGCGCCGGCGGGGAGGGCGGGGAGCAGAGUCGCCACGCCCGGAGCUGCAAGCCCCGCCCGGUCCCGCCGCCCCGUCUCCGCGCGCGGCGCCCCCUCCAGGCCCCGCUCCUGCGCCCUAUUUGGUCAGUCGGGGGGCAGGCGGCGGGGCGGCGAGAGGUGCGCGGCGGAAGGGGACGCGGAGCGGCUUGGAGUGCGCAGAAGGGCCGCUGUUGCCACCUCCGCUGGGGACCCACGAGGCCGCCGCGUCCUGCCCUCGGAACAAUGGGACUCGGCGCGCGAGGUGCCUGGGCCGCGCUGCUCCUGGGGACGCUGCAGGUGCUGGCGCUGCUCGGGGCCGCCACGGACCCCUCAGACCCCUCGGCAUCUGCAAACAAAGGGAAUUCUGUGCCUCAACAAAACUCCAGUGCUAAUGCAACAGAGAAUAUCCAACAUGUGCUUCUCAACAGUACAAGUAAACCUUCCAACAGCACUGUGAAACCAACAGCUCCACUUUCCUCAGUCGUGAGCAGUAUAAAACCCACAGCAACAUCCAAAACGACGACUUCAGGGGUGGCCUCAACAAAUAUGACUUCUACCACCUUGAAGUCUACACCCAAAACAAGUGUUUCACAAAAUACAUCUCAGAUGUCAACAUCCACAAUGACCACAACCCACAAUAGUUUGGUGACAUCUCUUUCUUCAUCAAUAACAAUCACAGCAACUAUUCAUUCUAAAGAAAAAGGAUCAAAAUUUGAUACUGGGAGCUUUGUUGGUGGUAUUGUAUUAACACUGGGAGUUUUAUCUAUUCUUUACAUUGGAUGCAAAAUGUAUUACUCAAGAAGAGGCAUUCGGUAUAGAACCAUAGAUGAACACGAUGCCAUCAUCUAAGGAAAUCCCAGGACCAAGGAAAGAAGACAAAUUGAUUUAGCCCUAUCAAUUUUGAUUAGUAGUUUAAAAUCAUAUUCUCUUCUUGAAAAUAGUAUAAACAGGCCAUGCGUGUAAUGUACAAUGCAUUACAUCAAUAUGUAAGGAUUCCUCAGGAUUACUAAAGGUAAAAAGGGUUUGGUUUGGGUUUUUUAAUAAACAGCUAGAGCUUACAGUCAGUUAAUACAAUGGUUACAUCCACUUUUAGCAAAUUCAUAGUAAAUUUUUAUGGCAUUGGUCACAUAGGACCAAUAAUUGAAAGACAUCAUUACUGAAGGGCAGGAUGGCAUCUGAGGGUUACAAAUAAGAAGCCUGCCAUAGCACUCAGGAUUCUGAAUGUCUUUGUUGCUCACACAAAGAACUUGCAGUGCUUUUCAGAGCUGGGUAUAUCCUAAUUACUGAUGCCACACAACAGAAUUUAUACAAUCGAGUAAACCAGGUCUUAAGUGUAACUUAAAGCAUCAACAUUUUACUUAUUUUAAAGUGUAGUAUUUGGUCUAGAAAUAAAACACACAUCAAUUUUUUUUAAAAAGCUUCAAAUAAAACCUGUUAGAGAUCCAUUGGAUCAUUGGAGAA
Lemur catta (Ring-tailed lemur) is the source of this 1590-nucleotide messenger RNA. RefSeq names its product transmembrane protein 123 (gene TMEM123). The coding region runs from base 373 to 978 and encodes 201 amino acids. The record is from RefSeq and is a predicted model, not a curated record. Gene Ontology annotation, cellular component: cytoplasmic vesicle. The transcript is spliced from 5 exons. Lineage: Eukaryota; Metazoa; Chordata; Mammalia; Primates; Lemuridae.